Messenger RNA from Dioscorea cayenensis subsp. rotundata (Guinea yam), 2933 nucleotides. RefSeq names its product splicing factor-like protein 1. The transcript has 2 exons. Gene Ontology annotation, biological process: regulation of mRNA splicing, via spliceosome. Bases 164 to 2566 code for a protein of 800 amino acids. Gene Ontology annotation, molecular function: mRNA binding. Lineage: Eukaryota; Viridiplantae; Streptophyta; Magnoliopsida; Dioscoreales; Dioscoreaceae. The record is from RefSeq and is a predicted model, not a curated record. Gene Ontology annotation, cellular component: nucleus.
UGAUCGACGAGUUCUUAGGGUUCCGAUCUCCGGUUCCGCUCGUGUGUCUUAGUGGUUCGAUUCCUUCACUUUCUAUGCGUGUUCUCAUGGAUUUCUGGUUUGAAAUGCAUCGGUGAUUGCUUCUGUCCUGUCCGGUGUGAAGGUUUGUAAUUGUUCUUUAAUCAUGGAGAGGAAGAAUGGUUCAGUUGCUUUGAGCCUGACUGAUAGUAGUGGCUGCGAUGAGGAUACUGAUAUUGAGAGUGAAGAACCUAUGGAAGAACCAAAUGAAGAGGGGUUUGAUGAAAAUGAACAAAAUGAGGAAGAAUUUUGUCAAGUUUUUAGUGAAGACGAUCCAAUUGAAGAGGAAGUAUAUGAAGAGGAACCAAUUGAAGAGGAACUAUAUGAGGAAGAACUAAUCAAAGAGGAAGUAUGUGAAGAGGAACCAAUUGAAGAGGAAAUUUCUGAAGUGGAACCAAUUGAAGAGGAAAUUUCUGAAGAUGAAUCAAAUGAAAAAGAGAGCUAUGAAGAGGAUCCUAAUGAAGAAGGAAAUCAUAAAGGGGAACCUGCUGAAGAAGCAAUCUAUGAAGAAGAAUUUAUUGAGGAAGAAAUAUGUGAAGAAGAAAAUGAGGAAGACCUUUCAGAAACAUCUGCAUCUCAAUCAUUGCUUGAAGGUGACAAAGAUGAAGACCAGCAUUCAAACUUCAUGCCAGUUUAUUUAGAGGAGCAGAUAAGUUCUGCUGAUGCAUUGAAAGAACAUUUACCGAAAAGUCCUGUCGAGGAGAAUAAUUCAGGGGACAAGAGAAGGUCAGCUGAUGCACUGGGAGAUCAUUCACAGAAGAAGCAGAAGAUGGAAAUUAAUUCUGCUCUUACUGAUGUUGAGUACGAGUCUAAGGCCACUGAUGAAAUUGCCGUGAAGGAAAAUGAAAAUUCAGGGAGUUCAGGUAAGAGAAGGCGUAGUAGAUGGGAUGCAGGCCCGGGAGCUGAUGAUGAAGCAGGUGAUGUGGCAAAGAAAAAAAGGAAGACUAGAUGGGAAAAUGAUGCUGCCGUUCUUAAGAUGUUGGGUCCUUUGAAACUUCCUGAUUUUGUGAAGGGUUUUGUCGCUGAUGCUGAUAGUGAUCCAGAAAUUAAGAAGUUGAAUUCUGAACUUCUUGAGAUCAGCAUGAAAUUACAUGCACGGGAGCUUAUUGAUGACCGACCAGUGGCUGAAAGAUCUCCAUCUCCACCACCAAUUUACAAUGAGUUAGGCAUUCAGUUAAAUACAAGGAAUGCCCGAUAUCGUUUGAAACUCAUUGAGCUUAAACAGAAGAUCAUUUCUGAUUUGGUUAAAAGAUAUCCUACUUUUAAACCACCUUCAGAUUAUAGGCCACCAAAGUUGUAUAAGAAGCUGUACAUUCCUGUAAAAGAGUACCCAGAAUAUAAUUUUGUCGGUCUUAUUAUUGGUCCCCGUGGGAACACUCAAAAGAGAAUGGAGAAGAAAACUGGAGCUAAGAUCUUUAUACGAGGUAAAGGUUCUGCAAAAGAUGGAAGACUGAGAAAGGAGGGAAAUCCUGAUCCAUGGGGAGAAUAUGAGGAUUUGCAUGUCUGUGUAGAGGCAGAGACACAGGAUUCCUUGGAUGCAGCUGUAAAGAUGGUUGAGAACCUCCUUGUCCCUGUUGAAGAUGAAGCCAAUGAGCACAAGCGUUCUCAGCUAUUGGAGCUAGCUAAGCUGAGACAGAAAGCAGUCCAUGCAAAGAGUGGCCAGGCCAAUUCCUUGUGUGAUAUUUGUGGUGACUCUCAUUUGACCUCUGCUUGCCCACUGAUAGCAUCGAACGAAACUAGUAAAAAUUGUGAGCAGGCUAACUCUCUCGCAGAGAUUGGAGAUGAAGGCGUGUCUCCAUUCAGCAGUCCAUCUGCUCCUACUCCAAAGAUGCCCUGGCGAGUCAGUACAGCAUCAGUUUCUUUAUUGGAGGAAAAUGGCAAGAAUAAUAAAGUGAUUGAUCAGGCUAAUAUCUAUGUUGCUUCUCUUCCUCACACUGUGGAUGAUAAUAGGCUGAUAGAAUUGUUUUCGUCAUUUGGGCCUAUCGGCACAGCACGUGUGAUCAAGGACAAACAAACAGGCUUGAGCAAAGGAUAUGGGUUUGUUAAGUAUAUUGAUAUUGCAUCCGCUUCAAAUGCUAUUGCACAGAUGAAUGGCUGCAAGCUCGAAGGGAAGACACUGUCUGUUCGCGUUGCAGGCUGCCCACCCCCUAUUCUUACCGGCAGCUUGCACAUGGUUCUGAGUAGAGGUCCAAGAUUUAAUUAUCUGCCUACCUACCCAGGUCCUCCAGCAGUUGUUCACUUGAACCCUAACCAAAAGCUUUGGCCUGGCCCACCUGGAUCUGUGCUGCCAGAAGCUUAUCCCGCCACCGUUUCUUUGUCGCACAUCAAUCCUUUUGGUACACAACCUCCCCCAUCUUUUGGUUACACAACAAAAGUCUUGCCUACUUUUUUUUCCAGUGGCAUUGCAUCACCUGAUGAACUAGCUCAGUUUCCAGGCUAUCAAAAGAGCUUUGAUUUUCCAGAUCCCUUUUUCGAGCCAGCGCCUUCUAGCAGCUUGUCUUCUUCAUAGACUUGCUGUAUCCAUCACAGCCUCAUGAACAAACAAUGAACACCUCCUUCCAGAUGCCAACCAUUUUAAUUGCAGAAAUCAGCUGAUGAAGCAUAUAGUGAAGAAGAAACUGGACCUUCGACAACUUGUGUGGCAAGUGAAAUCAUCAAUGAAGAGAUUGAAGCUUUGGAUUCGCAUAGAUGAAGAAAGCUACCAAGUGGGGUUAUUGUUAUAUCCAUUGAAAUAGGUUUCUUGGUUCUUCUGAUAUUUUGCCAAUGCACUGCAGUGCAAGUGGGCAGUUUAGAUCUUAUGCUGUACUCUGAAUUCUAAUAUUGUGCGAAACUGAAAACCUGGAUCCACAUAUACUAGUUUUUGGCUACAUGCUCAA